Messenger RNA from Oryzias latipes (Japanese medaka), 3241 nucleotides. It is a transcript of the gene gpatch2, whose product is annotated as G patch domain containing 2. Gene Ontology annotation, molecular function: nucleic acid binding. The record is from RefSeq and is a predicted model, not a curated record. Lineage: Eukaryota; Metazoa; Chordata; Actinopteri; Beloniformes; Adrianichthyidae.
CCGGCGACAGCAGGAGGGAGGAAGCUAGCUGUGCUUACAGGCUAUUAGCUAAGCUCUUUUGAAUGUCUGGCGGUUGUUUUUGUUUUGUUUUUUAUUUGUCUGCGACAUUACUGGAAACUUGAGUAGCACAAAAACCGAAAACGGUUUGUGGUGCAGUGGUUUUCAAGAUGCAGUGAUUGUGCGUGUUGCUGCUGAAGUGGAGCGAACCAGGAAGAUAUGUUAGCAUAACGAGCUACCUGCUUAAUUAGCUAACUUUAAUGGAAGAAACGAGAGGAGGGUGGAAAAACACAACCCAGGGUUUGGGAUUAUUUCACUUGUAGAUUUGAAACUGCACUUUCGCCGGACAAUGGAUGAGCUGGUCCAUGACCUGGUGUCAGCGCUGGAGGAGAGCUCCGAACAAGCGGCACGCGGCGGUCUCGGUGAUGGUGGAGAUCACGGCCUGUCGGUGGGCUGCCUGCUGAAGAGACAGGCUCGGAAGCGGAGGGGCCGGAAGCGGCGGUCUGACAACCCGCAUCCACCGUGGGAGACGGGUCACCUCAGCGAAGGUUCAGAGUCCAGCGUGGAGGAACAUAAGGACUACCGUGCCGGCACAGGGGGCGUAUCUGGUGCCAAUAGCCACGCCCGUGACAACAGCGACUCUGAUGAGCAGCUCGGCCCCAAGAGACGUCCGCCCCACGUUACCGAUCUGGGCCGCAGCAAGCGUCCGCUCUGGCCCGACGACCUUGCCGUUCUGGGCUCAGCAGAAGGCACGCGCAGCCUCAGGCGGCGGCGUAAAGUCAAACGAAUGGCCGUCGACCCGCCCGCCGAACAGGAGCACCCGUCCUCCAUUGUACUGGGCCCUCCGCCAGUCCCAAAAGCAUACGUUGGCGGGAGGUCGCAACGGCUGGGUUCAGGUCAGGGGAGGGGCUCCAUGGAGCUGUGCGGAGGGGUCCUGAUGGGGUCAGGAGGGGGGAAGAACCAUGUUAAAAAAAGGAAACUGGUGGCACACAAAGUGGGUCUGGAGGCGGCGGAUGAAGGGGUGGUGGUUGAGAGUGAAGACCCCAUCUCAUCUCCGACCGAAGGAUCUAAGGACAAGAUGGAGCUUGAGGAGCAAAAAGGCUCAGAUGAGGACAUGAGUGACAGGUGUGAAACCAGCAGUGUCAGCAACAGCAGUGAUGGUGGCCUUUACACUAAUGAUGAGGGAAGGCAAGGGGAUGAUGAACAGAGUGACUGGUUCUGCGAAGGGGAUCCGGGUUCUGGUUCCGGUCCUGGUGGCGCAUGUGGGAUAGCCGGAGUGGUCCCCUGGUGGGAAAGGGAGACGGCGUCGGAGGAGCUGGAUCUCGCUGACCCCGUCUUUAACAGCAUUCUGACCGGGUCAUUUCCACUCCUGACCCCGGGGUCACAGAGAGGAUUUCAGGCAAGGUUGAGCCGUCUCCAUGGAAACCAGCAAGGCCCUGAGGCAGGGCUGCAGGGAAGCUCCAGCCAUGGGUUCAAUGAAAGACUUGGCAGACAAACGCAAGACUCCCACGAGCCUUGGUUUAGCUCCGCCUCCAGGAGAGACCACGGCCAGUUGCACUGGGACGCGCGGACAGACAGAGGCCAUCGGAGGAGCUGUUCGGUAAAAACGGCGAGCAGGCAGACCAGUGGGCACCUGGGCUCCCUCUGCACAGGAGACGUGAAACGGAGGCGAAAGGCAGCCCCCCUCGGUUCCACUGCCCCCCCAGGUGUCGUCGGGGAGAACGCUCCUCCCAUUCCAGACACAAACAUGGGGAACCGCAUGUUGCAGAGCAUGGGAUGGAACCCCGGCAUGGGCCUCGGUCCGGAGGGAGGCGGCAUCACAGAGCCCGUCCGAGCUACUCAGAGACCCAAAAGGGCGGGUUUAGGUUUCAACUGACCUCCCCAGGACUCAACGCCACUCCUUCUCUUGGCCUGAACAAAUCAUCAAAUAAGAAAAGGACCCAAAUCAAGUUCUCACAACGAGGAUUUGAGGGUUUCCAGACACCAUAAGAAGAAAGACUUGGUGUUCCAAGAGCUUCUGAUAUCAAAGACAAACUUUCCCAUAUUGGGGAAACUAAAACAAAAAAAGAAAUCCAGUGAUUGACACAGAGACUGCUGGUCUGUUGGAGGCGAUUAUUGGACACUGAAAUUGAAACAUGAUUUAGUUACCUUUUGCUAGAUCUCCAUGUUGGAGAAAAAUAGUGACAUUGUUGCUACAAAACACUUACCUCACUUGCUAGUGUUGCUUGUCCAAAAACUGGCACAGUGAAACAAGAGCAGUUGACCUGUGAUGAGAGAAAAGUUAGCUAGAAUCAACUAGUUCACAAGAAAUGGUUAUUGCACAACAGUUUUGGAAUCAAAGGUUCGAGUGUGGGGGCUCUGCACGAAAGUGAGUGGGUUUUUCUGAAUGGUAAUUCUUUUUUAUUCUUGAAAUAAUAGAGUGGACUGUUUUACCAGUUCAAAAAAAGAAAGGAAAACUAAGUUAAACUACUGUCUGUGCUUCAUUUGGCAACACAAGCAUGUGCAGCUGCUGCAGGUUUCUGCUGAGGUUCACAAAAGCAACUCCCACUCUUCUGCUCGCAUUUUCUACUCUGUAUAAGUUAUAAUAACCACGCCAAUGGAGAUGACUCCAUUUGACUUGAUUUUAUAAAGUAUUUUAAUGGAAAUUUUGAAUAGAAAAAAAAAAUCAUUUUUUUUUGAAGAGUUUAACUUUUAAAGAGCCCCGUUUGCUUUAUAAAACCAGAAUGUCAUCUAGGGACAAAUAUAACUCAGCAGAACAAAGCGAAAUCGGUCAAUUCUGGGUUUGAAACAACUUUGUUCAGCAUCAUGGACCAUACGAAACCUUAAGAUCUGAAGAUUUCUGCAUGGCAGCGUGAUUUCAUCCCCCUGAAUGGUAUUUCUUUAGAAAUAAUGUUGAACCAAAGAUCACUUUAAAAAGCAACAAUGACUAUUUUACUGUAAUCUUAGCACGUUUCCCAUCUUCAGAGGUUAUUUAAAUACUAAUCAGUUGUAUUUUUCAUUUGGUAGAGCAUCCAUUCAUCAUCUAAAAUGAUAUUUUGUGCAAUGGAUAUUGUUUUUUUGUUUUUCAGUGUAAUAAGGAAGUGUGAGGUCUAAGUGAGGUAAAUGAAGAUUAAUGUCAUUUUAAUGCAUUUUCCUUCUAUUUUUGUUGUGCUUUCCUUUUCUCCUCAGUCCAUGCACAAUUCUCCACUUUGAACCAAAAAAUGUUUUGUAAACCCCUUUUGAAAUAAAACUGAAAUCGACCCCC